This is a messenger RNA of Dovyalis caffra, 408 nucleotides long. The record is from the annotation of a GenBank genome assembly. NCBI's taxonomy places the organism in Eukaryota, Viridiplantae, Streptophyta, Magnoliopsida, Malpighiales, Salicaceae.
AUGGCGGCGUCUGCAAAGAUUAGCGACGGAGAUCACGAUGCGGUGGAGCUUAUCGUGUGUCUGUGCGACGCUUUAGCAUCAGCACCGGCACCUGAUGAAAUCAGUAGCGAUGGUGCCGUUUCAGACUCGGAGGAGAUAACUCCACUGUUGAAGCCUAAGAUCAAUAUCUUCUCCUUGUCUCACUCCCGCAGAAAGCCUCGAGAGCUGAAGAAGAAGGCAGAAGAAGCUUGUAAAGAUCGCCUCAGACCUUGUGAUGUUGAUGAAGAGAUCUCUGGUGUAUUGUCUUUGGCAUUGGAUAUUGAAAGAGGAGAGCUUGUAGAGGCUACUGUUAGAGUGGAGAGAAAAGGCUUGUCUGCAGAGAGGAGCACUGCUGCUUUUGGAAAUCAUAUUGAGGCAGAGAAGAAAUAA